ACAUUACUCCACGCAGCGGUGAGUUAGACGUCCCGUCAGCCCGGUGCGGUGUCUUUUAGCUGAGCAGUCCGUGUGGUCGAACCGUGGCUAAAGUUUAACGGCGGCUGUACGUGAGGUUUGCUGUCCACCGACGUCCAUUCACGUCUCUAACGUGACGCUUUGAAACAGCAGCUCGUCACACACAGACUGCUCCUGUGUCCGGUGGGUCGAAUAAAAAACCCCACGUACACCUCCUCUGGAUAAAUGACUCACACCUGCGCCAGAGAAUGGCAGACAAGAUCUUGGAUCGUGGGCCAUGGACAGGGUGUGCCGUCAUGUUUCUGCAGUCCCUCUGUCCUAGUGUGAACCUCCUCUCUCUCUUCAAAGACCAGCAGGAGGGAAAGUUCAACGUUUUUAAAGUCAUCAAGCUGACACUUACAGAUUCUGCAGGAGGUCUGGGUGGUUAUGAAAUACUUAAGGUCCAUGAUGCUGACCCCUUUCUGGGCGUGGAGGUGAAGUUCAUGGAUGUGUCAGCGUGUCAGCAGUUCCUCGAGAACUACAGCUCCGGAGCGGUGCGCCAAUCCCUCUCCCAACACGCCUGCCGGCUUCUUUCUCUUCCCCAGGAGUUCACAGUGGAAACCCAGCUCAAGGCCAGCACACACAUCCUGGAUCUCUACCUGGACAAGCUGGAACUUUGCCUACAACAAAUCCAUCAGUCUCAGCCGGAGCGGCUGCGUGAUGAGGAGAUUGAACAUUUGGAGCUGCUGCUGCAGCGUCAGGCCCUCCGUCCUGCCUCACUGUCGACCACCAUCACACAGGAAGAGUCUCCUGUGCCCAGCGACUGCUUCAAGUUUCAGAACAGAGUGUUUGAGGACCGAAUGCUGACAGCGGCAGAUGUUCAGAGCUUUUCUAACGGAGUAGGCCGUCAGUGGAAGCACGUAGGGAGGGCCCUGGGGAAGAACUGCCGGGCUCUGAAGGGUCCGGCCAUAGACAACCUGGCCUACGAGUACGAGAGAGAAGGGCUGUACGAGCAAGCCUAUCAGCUGCUCAGCCGCUUCAUCCAGGCGGAGGGGAGAGCGGCCAAGCUGAGCCGGCUGGUCAAAGCACUGGAGGACUGCAAACUCACCAGCCUGGCUGAAAAUAUUCUGGACAUACAGCCACGAGAGUAACUCUGUCUGUGUGUGUUUGUUCUGCGUGUACGAGUCGUGAAAACUGAGACGGACAGGUCCUCUCUACCUGAAGAGCGGUCCACUUUCUCCUGCCUGAUUUUUAUAUACAGUAUGUUUGUCCUUGAUUGACGUUUAAAAUCAUUCCUGGAUGUUUGUGUGUAUGUGUGUGUGACAGUGUGUGACAGUGUGUGAGUGUACAUGUUUCAGACAGGUUGUGUAAACUCAUGCUAACAUCUCUGUGAGAAUUGAUUCAUAUCUUGAUUUUCAAUUGUUAGUAUUAUUGAUUGUUGUUUUCAUUUAGAUGAAAUGACCUGUCAUCACUGUUAAAAAAAAUAUAUAUGCUUGAGUGAGGGUUUAAUGCACUGUUCAAACUUUUUUCAUCAUGUUUCUCUUUUAUUUCUCCUUUAUAAAUCCAUUUACAGAUCAGGGCCUGUGGGUCUUGUUGCUAAUGAGUGUACAACUGAAGGUUAUUGAUUUUUCUACAAAAUGGGUUCAUACAAAUUAAAUGGUUGUAAAAAAAAAAA
Molecule: messenger RNA, 1672 nt
Organism: Larimichthys crocea (large yellow croaker)
Lineage: Eukaryota; Metazoa; Chordata; Actinopteri; Sciaenidae
Gene: tradd
Product: tnfrsf1a-associated via death domain
Exons: 5
Coding region: 267-1148 (293 amino acids)
Biological process (GO): extrinsic apoptotic signaling pathway; positive regulation of canonical NF-kappaB signal transduction
Cellular component (GO): tumor necrosis factor receptor superfamily complex
Molecular function (GO): transmembrane receptor protein tyrosine kinase adaptor activity
Source: RefSeq, a predicted model, not a curated record